Messenger RNA from Nicotiana attenuata, 1495 nucleotides. Its product is annotated as ethylene-responsive transcription factor ABR1-like. Bases 219 to 1247 code for a protein of 342 amino acids. Gene Ontology annotation, biological process: regulation of DNA-templated transcription; ethylene-activated signaling pathway. Gene Ontology annotation, molecular function: DNA-binding transcription factor activity; DNA binding. The transcript is spliced from 2 exons. Lineage: Eukaryota; Viridiplantae; Streptophyta; Magnoliopsida; Solanales; Solanaceae. The record is from RefSeq and is a predicted model, not a curated record.
CGGUUGGUUCAAGAAAGCCUAAAAAAGAGGGAGUUGGUAUUAGUUUGUUCAUCUUGUCAACUUUCUUGAAAAGCAAAGGUUUUUAAUAAUUUUUUUUUUCUCUUUUUGAAUCUUGAAGUUUAAUACAAACUUCUCAUAUUAAUUGUUAAGACUUUUUAGUUAGUAGAGUAUACUAUACUAGCUAUAUACUAGAUUAACUUUUUUGGUGAAGUUAUUACAUGUGUAUGCUCAAGGUGGCGAAUUUUAGAAACAAAGCCAAUUACAAGCCAAUAAGAGAUGAUGAAGCUGGGAAUAUUAAUGUGAUGUUUUCUGGGAUUAAUAGAGAAGAGGAGAUGUCUGUCAUGGUUUCUGCACUGACACGUGUCGUGAGAGGUGAAGAUAAAGUACUUAAUCAAGGAGAUGGUGGUGAUGUUGCAGCUAAUAAUUGGAAUAGUAAUAUUGGUGCUGGUGUUGGAGAGAAAAGGGAACGUGAAGACCAAAGUGAGCAGCUGUUCUUGUCUGAUAUUAGGUCAUCAGGUGGAGAAAGUUCAAAUAUUAGGACUAUUGCCAGCAACACACCAACAACAGAAUCAACAUUCAUAUACCUUACUCCCACAUAUGAAGAAGGAAAUAUUAAUCAUCAACCAAGAAGAAGAUAUAGAGGAGUUAGACAAAGGCCAUGGGGAAAAUGGGCAGCAGAAAUCAGAGAUCCAUAUAAAGCUGCUAGGGUUUGGCUUGGCACUUUUGACACUGCUGAAGAUGCUGCUAGAGCUUAUGAUGAAGCUGCUCUUAAAUUCAGAGGCAGCAAAGCUAAACUCAACUUCCCAGAAAAUGUUAAACUCAUGCCUACUUCUUCAACUCACGAACAAUCACCAUUGAAGUUAUUCCCGCAUCAGAAUGCUGUCAGUAAUCUGGGAUUUCCCACUAGCACAUUUCCAACGGAUUACGUGGAAAAUACACGUGUUUCAUCCUUUUCUAGUAAUUAUCCUAUAAUUCACACUCAACCUAAUUCUAAUAAUACUAACAUAAACCCUCAAAUUUUCCUGAAUGAUGAUUUUCAAUGGUUACAACCACCUUCAAGUUUGUUAAACCAAUUCCAGUACUCGUCAUCUUCGUCGUCGUCGUUGUCUUCUUCUUCUUCUCAACUGCCUUUUCUUCCAAGAAUGUCUUUUCAAGGUUCCAAGCCUACUAGUCAGAGUAGUGGAAGUGAUUUUCGGGCUACUUCGUCGGAUUCAACUUAUGAUCAUCCUUCUUCUUCUUCAAGAUAAUUUAGUAGCUAGGUUUUUUUAUUUGUCACUUCAAUGUGAUUCUUGAAUGGAUUGUGAAUCAGAAUCGGGUUGCAAUUUGCAUAGUGAUCGGUCUAGAUGAGCAAGGUCCACUUUUCUUAUUCUGGUAAUUUUGUUGGGAUAUAUCUUGAGUGAGACCUUAUCUGGAAAUUUCUUCUUGUAACAAGGAAGAACAUAAAAAGACGAUGAUUGAUGAUGAUGAAACGAAUAUCAGAACAAUGUAUCUUUCA